GUGCAGCCCGAGGAGGGGAGGGGGAGAAGGAGCGCGGUUCCAGACAAACACAAGCAAACGCCAAGUGUUGCGGUAAAGGAUGGUUUAAUGUUUCGGAUGUGUUUUGGACUCUGUCAAUCAUGGUAGUGUGCAGAUUCUUUCAGCAGGGAACCUGUAGAUACGGCCAGAACUGCAGAUUUGAGCAUUCUUCACCUCAGUAUGCAGGUUCAACUGUGAGUCCUCUACUCCGGCAAAAUGUUCAAACAACCUCUAGUGUGCCUCCACCUAGAAAUACUCAGUCUAACAACCCAUUCCGUGGUAACGUCAAGAAGGAUGCGAAUGAUAUCUUCAACUUAAUGGUACAAGACAUAAAUGAAGCAGAGAAAGGUGGUGUUUGGCCUUUGUCUUGUUACAACUUUUGGCCCGCUAUAUCAUCAGGAAAUGUACCAGGUCUUGAAGAUAUCUCCCCAGAUGAAAUGAGACACAUGCAACUUCAAGCCCAAGCAGGUGGCAACAUAGAAGCAUGUUUCCAACAAAUUCAGCAAUUGUAUCAACAAGCAAGGGCAAGAUUUAAUAGUUUAAAGGUCCGCUCUGCAGAGACACUGUCCAUUAUAGAAACUUUGACACAGGGUCCUCCAUCAACAUCUUCUCAAUUUUCUUUUGCAUCAGGGAGCAGUGUUGUACAGGAUUCAUGGCCUGCGUCUCCAGCAUCUCAAUCCUCUAUAUUCGGAGGUGCUUCAUCCACAAUUUCAAACGAAGCUCAAAAAUCAAUCUUUGGCGGUUCUUCAGGAUUUGCGCCAAGCCAAGGAUCAGUCUUCGGUUCAAAUCAAGGCUCUUUGUUUGGCUCAGCAAAUUCACAGCCGUCUGUGUUUGGUGGUGCAUCACCUCAAAAGUCAGUGUUUGGUGGCUCAGCUCAGCAACCUACAAACACAUCGCCGUUUGGCACAGUAACUCAACAAACCUCGAUAUUUGGCAAUAGUGCUACAGUUCAACAAAGUUUACCAUUUGGUAGUCCUUCAGGUCAGCAAGCCUCACCUUUUGUCAAUACACCUGCAUCACAACAGGCAUCUCCAUUUGGUGCACCUGCAUCUGUUGGCCAGAGUGGGGGUAGUAUUUUUGGUGGUACCUCUGCAUCAACAGCAGCCCAACCGAGUUCAUUUAGUUUCGCCCUUCCUAAUGCACUUGAAGCUAGUUCUAAUGCAACUCAAAUAGCCUCCUCGUCGCCCUUUGGUGCUCCAGCCUUAACAGGAAACAGUUCCGGCAGUAUAUUUGGAGGAUCUACAGUCUCAAAUAUGGCUCAACCAACUGGAAGUACAUUUGGUGGUUUUGGUCCUCAAUCCCAGAGUGCUGUUCGGGCCACUCCAGGAAGUAACGUUGUUUUGAACUCCACUAUUUACACUUCAAUCACUCAACUCACAGAGGAUGAAAGGAGAGAAUUUGAAGCAGAAACAUUCACAGUGGGGAAAAUCCCCUCUAAACCCCCUCCUAGAGAACUGUGUUAGAAAGAUGUCCAUACUUUUUCUCCUUCACAAUUUCUCAGUGCAGACAAUAUUUCAGUUGUAGUAAGAGCAACAAUGGCUGUGGUAUUAUUUUGUCUCGUGUGAUUACAGCCACUUACUAACCAAAAUAUGUUUCUUGGUUUUGAUCCUGAUUUUGGCAGAAGGCCUUCAUGACUUACUUUUAAUCAUCUUUUGUGUUUGUUUUAUUUGAUGUUUGCAAUGCAUUUUAUGUUUCUUUUUCUUUUUAAUGUGUAGUUCUGAGUGUUAUCAUCUUUAUUUUAAAUCCAACUCAGAUCUAGAUAGAAAAAUAAGGAUACCUGUUGUUAGUUGUAAAAUUAUUUUAUCCCUUAAGAGUAAAACCCUGGGGGAAAAAAAUGUGAUAUUGGGAUUCUGGCUGUCAGCACAGCUUUUAGUUGAUAAAAUACACAGAUAAAUGUGCAUCUGAGAAAUCCUAUGGGUUUAAGUCAGAAUGUAUCCGUGAUUGCUAGAACUCUACUUUAGUUAGCUUCGCAUGACUCUGCAUUGAAAUUUUAAUUUGAGCUGCAUUGGUGUUUGCUAAUGAUCAAGAAAGUAUGCACUGAAAAUACUGGAUUCAUAACAAAGACAUUGACAUUUGCAGGCAAAACCCAAAAUGAACAAUGUGUCUUUUAAUGUUAAACAUUAAUAAAAUAAAGGAAAGCUCAUAAAUACCA
Messenger RNA from Thrips palmi, 2170 nucleotides. Its product is annotated as nucleoporin NUP42-like. The transcript is spliced from 5 exons. Gene Ontology annotation, molecular function: metal ion binding. The coding region runs from base 120 to 1481 and encodes 453 amino acids. NCBI's taxonomy places the organism in Eukaryota, Metazoa, Arthropoda, Insecta, Thysanoptera, Thripidae. The record is from RefSeq and is a predicted model, not a curated record.